AUGGCGUCGGGAACUUCCCCACCACCCGAUGCGGAGCGGCGAGCGGGGUCGUCGGAUCGGAAGCGCGAUCGGGAUCGGUCUCGAGAGAGGAGCUCGUCGCGCCCCAGGGACGACCGAGGCGGCCGAGGCGACGACCGCGACCGUCGCCGCAGCGAUUCGCACGACCGUCGCCACGAGGAGCGCGGCAGGGAUCGCGAUCGGGACAGAGACAGAGAGAGGGACAGAGAUAGGGAGAGGGACAGGGAUAGAGAUAGAGACCGGGAGAGGGAAAGGGAUCGGGAGCGCGAGAGGGAGCGCGAGCGCGACUACAAGAGGCGGCGGAGCGCGAGUCCGCGGCGGCCCUCGCCGCGAUACGGCUCCCCGGGGAAAAGUGGCACCCUUCGCACCGAGCGAGUGUGGCAACGCGGCGCUGCUGGUGGUGGUGCCGGUGGCGGCGACUCGUCUGCUGGAGGCAAGUCGAUUCCUCUGAGGCAUUCCCAUUGCCCUCCUCCCUUGCAUCUUCUCCGCUCUCCCCUCACUUCCUCGCAUGUCCCCUCACUGCCGCGCAUUUUCUUCAAUUCCACGCGUCUCCCUUCACUUCCGCGCGCGCAUCGCGCAUCUCCUUUCACUUCCGCGCAUCUCCCCUCACUGCCGCGCAUCUCCCCUCACUGCCGCGCAUCUCCCCUCACUGCCGCGCAUCUCCCCUCACUGCCGCGCAUCUCCCCGCGCUGCUGCGCAUGUGUGGACUGGAAACACAUGCGCGUCCCCUUUCACGCGUGUCCUGCGCCACGCUCAUCUGCUUCUGCCUGCAAUCAUCGUCGCCGCCUUCAGUCGCUCGCGUCCUCCCGUGCUCACCCUUUUCGCCGCCUCUUCUCUCGCUUCGUCUCCCGCCCUGCCCGCGCCACCGCAGGCACCCCUACGAUGCGCCGCGCGCCAUGCCGCCGUUCGCCCCCGACGAUCCCUAUGCUCGCCUGCCCGGCCCUCCGGGGCCACCGCCGGGUACGUAGUCAUACGGGAAUGGAGGUACGGGAGUGGAGGUACGGGAGUGAAGGUACGGGAGUGGAGGUACGGGAGUGGAGGUACGGGAGUGGAGGUACGGGAGUGGAGGUACGGGAGUGGAGGUACGGGAGUGGAGGUACGGGAGUGGAGGUACGGGAGUGGAGGUACGGGAGUGGAGGUAUGGGAGUGGAGGUACGGGAGUGGAGGUACGGGAGUGGAGGUACGGGAGUGGAGGUACGGGAAUGGAGGUACGGGAGUGGAGGUACGGGAGUGGAGGUACGGGAGUGGAGGUACGGGAAUGGAGGUACGGGAGUGGAGAUACGGGAGUGGAAGUUCGGCAUUGGAGGUGUGGCAUUGGGGUUAUUGAAUUGGAGGUAUGUUCCACCCGCCCGCCCCACCACCCGCCCCAUCCCCUGCCAUACCCCCUGCCUGGAACUCCGUCGCCCCCCGUUCCCCGCUCACUUGCCCCCCUCCCGUCCCCUCGUCGCCCCUCUGCUCGCCACUGCCCCACCAGGCGCGGAUCGCUACAGGCGGCCGUCAGCCUAUGACAUGCUGCCAGGUGGCGGCGGUCCCCCGCCUCCGCCUAUGUACCCGCCGCACUACCCGCCCGGCGACGGGCCUCCCCGCAGUGCACCCCACGCUGUCCUGGCAGGCAUAGCUGCCUUGGUUCAUCCGCACAUGGCGGCAACGUCCCAUCACUGCCCUCCAUGCUCCGCACUCGCCAUCAGUGCAUCACCACCCACUCCCCGUUGCGUCGCUGCUCCCUGCUCUGCUCUGCCCUCCCCUCCCGUUGCCCCGUGCUCUCACGGCCACCUCUCCCCACUCAUCGCCAUGCCCCUCAGGCCACCGCCAGCUGACGGGCCGCUGACCUACAAGCAGUUCAUUGCUGACCUGGAUGAUGACGUGUCACCUGCUGACGCCGAGAAGAGGUAUCUGGACUACAAGACAAAGUUCGUCGCGGCACAGAAAAAGGCCUUCUUUCACGACCACAGGAACGACGAGUGGCUACGAGCGCUCUACGACCCGGCUCGCCUUGAGAGCCUGGUGGACAGCUGGAGAGCAAGCAGUUGCUUGAAAGCCUGCAGCGCGGUGAUGCCGACCUGUCAGUGCCGCAUCCCCUCACUCACUGCCUCAUCACUUCUCUCCUCUCUCCCUCGCACACCUUUUCACGCCCUCUUGCUCUCCCUCUUUCCCUGCUCCUCAUGCCUUUCCUUCUCGUUGCACUCCUCCCUCCCGCCCGCCCUCAAUGCGCCACUUCCUUCUCGCCUCGUUUCUCCCGUCUCAUGCCGUCACCUCACCCCACCCCAUGCCCUGCCUUCCCUCUCCACCCCAUGCCCUGCCUUCCCUCUCCACCCCUCACCUUCUCCAUCCCCGCCUCCAAACCACUCCUCUCCGCCACCCACCAGCGGCCCCUAUGCGGAUCCACGUGACCCGCUAGCAGCCACGGACGCGCGGCGCCGCAGCGCCUCCUUCCGCCCGUCGCUGGCGCACGACGCUGCCACGGCCACCGCCUCUGCGCCACGCAUCCCGGCGGGGGCGGGGCAGGCGGCGCGCGUGGCACACGACCUGGAGAGGGCGCGGGCGCUGGUGGGCAAGCUGGACGCGGAGAAGGGGCUGUGGGGCGCGCAGGGGGGCGCGGAGGGGGGCAACUUCCUGGUGGGGGAGAACCAGGCGGGCGCGGAGGACGAGGUGGUGAAGAUCCGCGUGCCCGCAGGGGAGGGCGGGGGGGAGGCGCGGUGGCUGGCGGGCGUGGCGCUGCUGGACGCGGUACUGACGUACCUGUGGCGCGUGCACGGGGCCGACUACUACGGCGGCACGGAGCUGCGCGGGCUGCCCAAGGGGCUGAGGCACGUGCGCGCGGAUGAGGGCGGGGAGGGCAAGGGGGAGGGCGCAGGGGGAGGGGAAGCUGGGGAGGGGUUCGAAGCUUGGGCGCGGCGGGUGGAUGAGAAGUGGAGGGUGCGCGUGGGGGCGGAGGGCGAGGACCCGGUGGUGGCGCUGGUGGGCAAGGCGCGUGUGGAGGCGCGCAUGGGGGGCGCGAUGGAGGGCAUGGUUCGGAAGAUCAAGGACGACAAGUACGGGUGGAAGUACGGCUGCUCCGCGCCCGGGUGCUCGAAGCUGUUCCACGGGCCUGAGUUCGUGAUCAAGCACCUCAAGCUCAAGCACCCCGAGCAGGUGGCGGAGCAGACGAACCGAGUCAAGGAGGAGGUGUAUGAGGAGAACUACAUGCGCGACCCCAACGCCCCUGUCAGGGGAAGGGAGGACAGGGAGAGAGACAGAGAGAGGGAGAGGGAGCGGGAGAGGGGAGGGCACGGGCACUCGCCGGUGCCCAUGUCGGCCCGUCUGGGUGCGCGACUGCCCCCCCCGCCCGACCCCUUUGCUUUCCCCCCCGACCGCUUCGACCGCCCCCCGCCCUUUGACCGCCCUGCUGGCGGCCCCCCUCCCCCCAUGGGCGCUCUCCCCCCUGACGCUGGGGAGCCCUUUCCAGGGGAGCGGGGCGGGCGGUACGAGGGGGAUGUGUUUGACCGUCGCGGGGGCAGGGGGCGGGGGGGCGAGGGGGAGAGGUAUGAGAGGAGGGGGCGGGAGGAGGGGCCGGAGGGGAUGGAGAGGUUUGAAGGGGGCGGGGGAGGGGAGUUCAUGGGGCCGGGGGGAGGCGGGGGGAUGUUUGAGGAGAGGGGGCCGCCCAUGGACGGACCCCCCCCGCCCAUGCUCAUGGCCGGCCCGGGCGGGCCUCUGGACGGGCCGCCCGUGUUUGACGUCUUUGACGGCCCGCCGCCCCCGCUGCCGCCCUUUGGGCCGCCCAUGCCGCCGCACAUGGGACAAGUCCCGCCGGGCGGCCCAGGAGGGCCGUUUGGUGGGCCGCUGCCACCCGUGCUCAUCCCUGUGCCCGGUGCUGGCCCCCUAGGCCCGUUCCUGCCGGCCCCGCCAGACCUGGCGGCGCGCAUACUGAGGGACCCCUCCUUCCGCCCACCGCCGUCACUCUUUGAUGGCUUCGACGGCCCACCGCCCCUGCCGCUCUUCGACGGGCCGCCCCUGGACCUGCCCCCUGAUGCGCCCCUCCCCCCCACCUCUGCGCCCGGCCCUGCUCCUGGCGGCGAGGAGGGGCGCUCCCCACCUCCCUCGUCAGGGGGCGGGGGAGGGGCACGCGGGGAGGCAGCACGGGGGAGAGCAGGGGCAGGAGGGAGGGACGGGGGAGGGGGGAGGGCAAGAGGGGGACGGGAGGGCCCGUAUGGCAGUCCGGGGAGGUUUGGGGGGAUGGGCAUGGGGAUGCGAGGCAUGGGCAUGGGCAUGGGCGGGAUGGGGAUGGGCAUGGGCAUGGGGCCGAUGGGAAUGAUGCCCAUGAUGGGCGGGCCGCCUCAUGACCCCCGCGGCAUGCGCAGCUAUCGCGACUUGGAUGCACCGGAUGACGAGGUCACUGUCAUCGAUUACCGCAGCCUCUGA
This is a messenger RNA of Closterium sp. NIES-65, 4416 nucleotides long. The record is from the annotation of a GenBank genome assembly. NCBI's taxonomy places the organism in Eukaryota, Viridiplantae, Streptophyta, Zygnematophyceae, Desmidiales, Closteriaceae.